Messenger RNA from Bombyx mori (domestic silkworm), 2031 nucleotides. RefSeq lists its product as uncharacterized. Gene Ontology annotation, molecular function: nucleic acid binding; zinc ion binding. Bases 1 to 2031 code for a protein of 676 amino acids. Gene Ontology annotation, biological process: DNA integration. NCBI's taxonomy places the organism in Eukaryota, Metazoa, Arthropoda, Insecta, Lepidoptera, Bombycidae. The record is from RefSeq and is a predicted model, not a curated record. The transcript is spliced from 5 exons.
AUGCAAACUUGGAAGACUUGGAGAUGCAGACUCACACAGUGGUUCAUCGCAAACGAUAUUAACGUGGUGAAAGAUCCAGCAGGAGUCAAAAGACGGGCCAUAUUGCUUAGCACACUCAGCGAAUCUACCUACAAACUGGCAGCUGAUCUCGUGCUGCCUAAAGAAGUUCAAGAAGUACCAUACGAAGAUAUAGUUAGUGCCUUGGACAAUCAUUUCACUCCAAAAUCAGUGGGAUUUGGCGAGCGUCAUCAUUUUUAUGCCGCCACACAACUACCCCAGGAGACACCAUCACAGUGGGCUGCGAGGUUACGAGGUCUCACUUCUCAGUGUAACUUCAGCAAUGUAGAAGAAGCAUUAAGAGAUCGAUUCAUUAUGGGUAUGCUGCCGGGCGUGGAGAAAGAAAAAAUGUACGUGCAGGAGCUGGCCGGGCUGACCUUCGCCAGGGCUGUGGAGCUGACCGAGAGCUUGCGCAGCGCCCGCGCGGCUGCUGCUGCAAGCGCUGCUGCCGAGACUGUCGUUACAGAGCUGUACAAAAUAGGCAAACGUUCUCCGACUAGUGUACCUCAAAGUGCAAAAGUGAAGUGUUCCGUGUGUGGUUAUUCGAAUCACAAAGCCGCGGAGUGUCGUUUUGCGAGUUACACUUGUAGGAAGUGCAACAAAAAAGGACAUUUGCGUAGAAUGUGCAAAAGAAUCAAUUAUGUUGUAACGGAGGAGAACGAUGAAGGUGACGGUGACGACGGUAAAAUUUGUAACAUUCGAUCUUUGCGAGGUGAACCAUUAAUCGAAGCCGUGUGUGUCAAUGGUAUCAGAAUGAACUUUGAGAUUGAUAGUGGGUCAGCUGUUACCGUUAUGUCCGUAGAUACAUAUAACGAACAUUUUAAAAACAUUCCCUUAUUUAGCACAAAUAAGAAGUUAUUAAGUUACUCGGGUGACGUGUUAGGUUGCGCCGGUCGCGCUCAGUUGUUAGUGGAGUGGCGGGGUCGCACGCGCCAGCUCGACGUGUACGUGGUGCGCGAUGGCGGACCGCCUUUACUGGGCCGCGACUUCAUCGCACAAUUUGAACUGCAGCUAGCGCCCGUAUAUAAAUGUGCCACUACCCGUGACACGUUGAAAUUAAUACAGGAACAAUAUCCCGCCGUGUUCUCGGACAAGCUAGUACUCCGACCAGUCGAGCAUUCCGACUACGCGUCACCAAUAGUCCCGGUACUGAAACGUGACGGUUCGGUCCGUAUCUGCGCGGACUACUCUGUUACUAUAAACAAGCAAUUAGUUGUAGAACAGUAUCCGUUGCCUACCGUAAACGAGUUGUUUUCUAAACUAUACGGGGGCCAGAAAUUUACUAAAUUAGAUUUGUCUAUGGCCUACGGUCAGUUUUGUCUGGAUGAAGAAUCCCAAAAGUUAACUUGUAUCAAUACGCAUAAAGGGAUCUUCGCGUAUACGCGUUUGGUGUUCGGGUUAGCUAGUGGGCCAUCAAUUUUCCAGCGAGCCAUGGAUACAGUGCUAGCGGGCCUGGACGGCACGCUGUGUUUAUUGGACGAUGUGCUCAUAACGGGUCGCAAUGACUCUGAACAUCUUGAGAGAUUGCAUCAGGUCCUACAACGGUUGCAAGACGCAGGAUUUGUUCUACAAAAGUCUAAAUACGCGUCGCCCAAUGGAUUAGGUGCUAUUCUAUCACAGCUACGACCGACUCCGCCGCGCACUCCGGUGUGCCCGUGGGAAUACCCCCCACAACCCUUUUACCGUGUACACUUAGACUUUCUAGGUCCGCUGAAUGGUCGGAUGUACCUGGUCCUAGUAGACGCGUACUCCAAGUGGCUUGAGGUGUACGAGAUGGCUUCCACAACUACUAGUGCGGUCAUUGAAAGAAUGUAUGAGUACAUGUCCAGAUACGGAUUGCCUCAUACGAAACUCGGUUCACUCGACAACAGGAAUGUCUCCGGCACAGUUAGUGUUUGGUCGCAAAUUACGUUCACGUUUAGAUUUAAUGAACCCGCGUUCGCCACCGUCGCCUUCAUCUGCUUCGUUGACUGA